Messenger RNA from Paraglomus brasilianum, 1551 nucleotides. The record is from the annotation of a GenBank genome assembly. Lineage: Eukaryota; Fungi; Glomeromycota; Glomeromycetes; Paraglomerales; Paraglomeraceae.
AUGGCGGAACUUGCAACUAUAACAACCUUUUACAAGAAAACGGCCACUCGUCCGUUUGCGUGGAAGCUGUUCUUAAUAGCAAUAAUACUGUUAUUCCUAAUAUUAUUACGCUAUUUAACACAUCCAGACCGCAACACGUUUACAUCUACAGAGCAAUCUAAAGAAACGUCCAUAGAGCCACUCAAAGAACCAACUUCGACGGAACCACCUAAAGAAACAUCGACAGAAACACUCAACGAACCAAUAAAAGCACCAUCCGAAGAACCACCCGAAGAACCACCCGAAGAACCACCCGAAAAACCAUUUAAACAUGUUUCUCCUUUUUCCUCUGAAUAUACUCCUUCGACAUGUUCUAGUCUACCCAGAAAAGACCACACCAGACCUACAUCUUUCCGAGCGCUUGGCCCACCAAAGAGAGAACUUACUAUAUUUAGUUGGCGUUAUGUAACGUACGGGACUCGAGAUGCGAAUAAUUGGUGGUCCAAUGCGUCAACAGAGUUAUGCCCAUAUCCGCCAGAACUAGUCCCAUUCUUUAGAAGAGUAUAUGACAAAUUCGCAAUUCUCCAUUCUCCUGGAAUUAGUGAGUGGCCAAUUGGCUAUGCUCCGUGUAAACUUUGGUACUAUUUUCAUGGAGACGAACGAGGCGAAUGCAAGAACGGACAACGCUACCAUAUCCACACCAAUUAUACUCUCUGGCGUGAAGCGGACAUCAUGUUUGUAGAUUAUAUGUACUUCCUCUACGAAGAGAAAGCGCCAUUCGUUGAUACCACCCAGUUGCCGCCUAGGCAUUCAGGCCAUACAUGGUGGUUUCAUUUAAAAGUGGAGGGAUUGGGGUAUUACUGGUUUACUGGACUGAAAAGUUUCAGAGAUAUGUUUGAUUUGACAAUGGGUGCGCCCGAAAAUAUAUUCGACAUAUACCAUCCAUCAUAUCCCAUAAAGAAAGAGAAUACUGCCAUAUUCUAUAAUACGAAUGUAAAAUACGAAAAUAAGCGCAAUGACGUGCUGUUUGCGUGGAUGGCUGGUAAUUGUAAUCCAAUUAAUGAACGUCAAGACUAUGUCCAGAAGUUAAUGACCUAUGCAGAAGUACAUUCGUAUGGCUACUGUUUGCAUAAUAAAAAUAUUCCCGCUGAAAUACUGAAAAAGUAUGGAUUAAAAGAGGACUCUUAUGGGAGUGGAGGCAAAAAUAUUUAUGAUAUUAAGAAAGACACGUUCUCUCCAUAUAAGUUCAUUCUUGCCUUUGAAAAUUCCAAUUGCGAAGGAUAUGUGACUGAGAAGGUGUACGAUGCGCUCCUGGUUGAUGCCAUUCCUAUCUACAUGGGAGCACCAGAUAUCGAUGAUUACGUUCCACCUGGGAGUGUGAUCAAAGUAUCUGAUUAUGAGAGUAUAAGCGCAUUAGUAGAACAUACUAAAACGAUAGCUGCAAAUAAGACGCUGUACGAAAGUUACUUUGCUUGGAAAAAAGAUAAAACACAUAAGAACUUUUGUAAAAAGUGUCAUUCUGAUGAUGAAUCAAUUAUAUGCAAAUUUCUAGAUAGAGUCGAAUGGGUAUAA